CGGGCCGGUAGCAGCAGUCGGAGCGGUGGCGUUUGGACAAUACGCGAAAGAGAGAGAGAAGGAGACAGGCAGAUAAGAAUGGGCAUGGCAGGGCUUCCAGCCUCCACCACCGUGUGCAUCUGGCAUCUGUGGGUCCUUGAAAAUUGAGCCUGGAUCUUUGGCUUUGCAGGCAAGCACCUUAAUACUUAAUACCCAAAAAAACUGGAUGGCUUCUACAGGGAGCCAGGCCUCUGAUAUAGACGAGAUUUUUGGAUUCUUCAGUGAUGGCGAACCCCCCACCAAAAAGCCCAGAAAGCUGCUUCCAAGCUUAAAAACUAAGAAACCUCGAGAACUUGUGCUGGUGAUUGGAACAGGCAUUAGUGCUGCUGUGGCACCUCAGGUUCCGGCCCUGAAAUCCUGGAAGGGAUUAAUUCAAGCCUUACUAGACGCUGCAAUUGACUUUGAUCUUCUAGAAGAUGAGGAGAGCAAAAAGUUUCAGAAAUGUCUCCAGGAAGAUAAGAACCUUGUCCACGUUGCACAUGAUCUUAUUCAGAAACUGUCUCCUAGAACAAGUAAUGUUCGUUCUACAUUUUUCAAAGACUGUUUAUAUGAAGUAUUUGAUGACCUGGAGUCAAAGAUGGAAGAUUCUGGAAAGCAGCUGCUUCAGUCAGUUCUCCACUUAAUGGAAAAUGGAGCCCUAGUAUUAACUACCAAUUUUGAUAAUCUCCUAGAACUGUAUGCAGCAGACCAGGGGAAGCAGCUUGAAUCCCUUGACCUUACUGAUGAAAAAAAGGUCCUGGAGUGGGCUCAAGAGAAGCGGAAGCUGAGUGUGUUACAUAUCCAUGGGGUCUACACCAACCCUAGCGGUAUUGUCCUCCAUCCCGCUGGCUAUCAGAAUGUGCUCAGAAACACUGAAGUCAUGAGAGAGAUUCAGAAACUCUAUGAAAACAAGUCAUUUCUCUUCCUGGGUUGUGGUUGGACUGUUGAUGACACGACUUUCCAGGCCCUUUUCCUAGAGGCUGUCAAGCAUAAAUCUGACUUAGAACAUUUCAUGCUGGUUCGGAGAGGAGAUGUAGAUGAGUUCAAGAAGCUUCGAGAAAACAUGUUGGACAAGGGAAUUAAGGUCAUCUCCUAUGGAAAUGACUAUGCUGAUCUUCCAGAAUAUUUCAAGCGACUGACCUGUGAGAUCUCCACAAGGGGCAAAUCAGCAGGAAUGGUGAAAGAAGGCCAGCUAAAUGGUUCAUCUGCAGUACAUGAUGAAAUAAGAGGCUGUAGUACAUGAGCAGGAUGAAGAAAUUACCAUUACACCAUGCUGUGAGGCCUUCCUGUGGACAGUGUUUAACAUGCAGACUUACAAGAACCCAGCACAGCUCCCAGGAAGUACCAUUAUCCAGAAGUUGAAGUUUGGGUAGAAUAGGCUGGAAAUAUUCCACCUUUUCCUUCAUGCUGGCUACUUCUUGAUAUUCCUCUGCCUGGUCCAGUUCAAUACCUAAAUGACAUCAGGACGCAAUGCAGCCCUCACCAUCCCCAGGCUGGACAUGCUUGUGUCCACACAGCAGACCAAUGUGAUGACUGCUCUGGCUGCAGCUCUGCAGGAAAGACUUGGGGUUUGACGUCAUGGAGUCAGUGGGCUCUUGUUGCAGUUUUGUACUCUACUUGGUUUUUCAAUUAAGCUUAAUGGCUUUUUUAAAAACAUAACUCGAAGCUCUAGUUUUCUAGAUCUUUUACAGUGUACAGUAUUUUACAUAACUGAGCUGUAUUAAAAGCUUGUUCAUUUACUUGCCAGGA
Molecule: messenger RNA, 1767 nt
Organism: Jaculus jaculus (lesser Egyptian jerboa)
Lineage: Eukaryota; Metazoa; Chordata; Mammalia; Rodentia; Dipodidae
Gene: Siral1
Product: family with sequence similarity 118 member B
Exons: 9
Coding region: 206-1261 (351 amino acids)
Source: RefSeq, a predicted model, not a curated record